Aureobasidium pullulans EXF-150 is the source of this 647-nucleotide messenger RNA. RefSeq lists its product as uncharacterized. The record is from RefSeq and is a predicted model, not a curated record. Lineage: Eukaryota; Fungi; Ascomycota; Dothideomycetes; Dothideales; Saccotheciaceae. The coding region runs from base 119 to 598 and encodes 159 amino acids. The transcript has a single exon.
CAUCUUGAACCAAAAACUUCAUGGCAAGAAGAAAGCAACGAAAUCAAGAGGCUUCGUAAUCUCGUCAUGCUGCACUCCAGAUUCAAUAGCGCGUUCCGGCGCGACCGGCUGGUACUGGAUGCACAGCGGCGAGGCUCUAGUGCACAUGAGCCCUGGUCGAAACGGAGACGCCACUGAUUGGCGGAACAAUCCAAUUCCAUGUGAUAUAUUUUCCGUGAGGGACAAGCGAGAAACGACAUCCAGGUGGAGACUGAGCAGGACAGGCCUGGGGUCCCCAGAUGGGCAGAACUUUGACUACCAGAAAGAGCAUGGUCUACCAACGACCCCAUAUCAUGGUCUGUGCCGGCCUGGAGUGGCGUGGGGGAGGAAGAUACGGGGGGAUAUUGUUCCAUUUCGUGAGGAGAGAUUGGAUCUGCAAUAUUUAACAAGGCCUGCCCUCCUUCUGUGUAUCUCUUUCUUUGUACAUCUAAGGAUCAAUCUCGCCGAGCACUACGACCCUAUCACGGGCCUUCUGCGACCACGACCUUUCCUUGGACAACACCUCAAUCGUUCCACACAGGCUCAACUCUGCCUACUACUCGCUGCCUUCGUUCCAUAGUCUUUCCCUGUCGUUCAAGAAAGACCACCGCAAUCAUGGGCAAGUUUAG